Phyllostomus discolor (pale spear-nosed bat) is the source of this 4157-nucleotide messenger RNA. RefSeq names its product synaptopodin 2 (gene SYNPO2). Gene Ontology annotation, molecular function: actin binding. Lineage: Eukaryota; Metazoa; Chordata; Mammalia; Chiroptera; Phyllostomidae. The record is from RefSeq and is a predicted model, not a curated record. Gene Ontology annotation, biological process: positive regulation of actin filament bundle assembly. The transcript has 5 exons. Bases 368 to 4114 code for a protein of 1248 amino acids. Gene Ontology annotation, cellular component: actin cytoskeleton; nucleus; stress fiber.
CGGUUCUGCAGUCGCUGCUUCUGCAAAGUGCCGGGAUUGCUCCCGUGGGGGUUACAGACAACAGCUGGCUCCCCGCCGGAUCUUACCCCGCACGGGCCUGUCUCCAGCGCCAGCCCGCCGCCCGCCCCUCGCCGCAGGGGGGCCGAGCGAGGGCGCGUGACGCAGGAGUGGGCUGGGUCCCCCGCGCACGCCCUCGGUGGGGCCCAUUAGCCGCGCCGCGCAGCGCAGGCUCCUCCGCGUCCCCUCCGACCUGCCGGCUCUCGGAGCCGGGGAGCCAGCGAGCGGGCAUCCUCCGCCGCCGCCGCUUGCCGCGGGUUUCGGCUUCGCUCCCUUCCAGCGCUGCGCGCCGCCCGGCUGCGCCGAGAGGAUGGGCACCGGGGAGUUCAUCUGCGUUUCCAUGACCGGAGGGGCGCCCUGGGGCUUCAGACUGCAAGGCGGCGCGGAGCAGAAGCAGCCCCUGCGGGUGGCCAAGAUCCGAAGCCAGAGCAAAGCGUCGGGGUCCGGGCUGCGCGAGGGCGAUGAAGUGGUCUCCAUCAACGGCUGCCCCUGCGCGGGCCUGUCCCACCCCCAGGUCGUGGAGCUCAUGGAGAGCGUCGCGGACUCGCUGCACCUGCUCGUCAAACGAGCUUCCGGCGGGAUCAACGAGACUCUGGCCCCUGAAACGGAACCCGGGACCCAGCAGCAGCCCCCCCAGGGUGGGCACGUGGGAAGCAGCACCCUGCAGAUCCAGCCGGCCCUGCCGAGCCGGGACGGGGAUCCCUGCGUGGUCCACGUGGAGAGUGGAGCCCCCCUCGAGGAGGACCCGGGCCGAGGCCCCGCUCUCCCUGGGAGCAGCAAGGAGGAGACCGGCCUGAGCCGCCCUGAGAGCCCGCGCACGCCCACCGCCCUGAGGGGGCUCUCCACGGAGGGGCCGGCCCGGCCAGGCACCGUGGUGGAGCUGCAGCUGUGCCUGUCACGGGUGGUGCCCUCGGGCGCGGGCCCCCCUGUGGCGGCUCUCCUGGGCGCUGAGACAUCUCCGGGUCCUGACCCACACCCCGACUCAGACUGCAGCGGGGUGGCCCUCGGAAACCCAGCCCCCUCCCGCCAGCAGGCGGCCCCCCCUCUGAGGUCCAGCAAGGUCGUCCAGCUCCGCGGCGGCCGGGAGCUGCGCGUGGCCCGGGCGGGGGAGGCGGGGGGCGCGGGGCCGCCCCGGGUGGAAGUGAUCUUCGACUGCGCUGACAGGCAGCGGAGGGAAGGGUGCGGGCUGCCGGCCGCAGCGGGGGGUGUGGACUCCCCGGGGGGAGGAGGGCGGCCGGAGGCACCUCCUCCUCUGGCAGCCUUCGCCGCCUCGUCAGAAGGCACGGAGCCGGGGGACGAGCCGCGCAGCGGCCGGGACCACAGCAGACCUCACAAGCACAGAGCGCGCCACGCACGGCUCCGGAGGAGCGAGAGCCUCUCGGAGAAGCAGGCGAAGGAGGCCAAGUCCCGAUGCCGGAGCAUCGCGCUGCUGCUCACGGCCCCGCCCAGCCCCCACGCCAGGGGCGUGCUGAUGUUUAAGAAGCUGCGGCAGCGGGCCAGGAAGUUCACGCUCGUCAGCUACGGGACCGGGGAGCUCCAGCAGCGGCAGGCGGCGGCGGGGGACCCGGAGGAGGACGGGCACAGCGACAGCCCCUUCGAGGAGGCUCUGCUGGGCGCCAGCGAGUCGGACGGGGACGAGGAGGAGGAGCUGCCCUCGGACGGCGACAGCAGCGCCCACGUGCUGACGUUCGGCUGGGACCCCGCACCCGGGGGCGCGGAGGAGAGACCCACCCGCGAGGCCAGGAUGGAGAUGCUGCCGGACACCUCGGGCAAGGGGGCCCUCAUGUUCGCCAAGAGGAGGGAGCGGAUGGACCAGAUCGCGGCCCAGAGGGAGGACGCGGCGGGCGCGGCGGGGGCGCAGGCGGACGGCCCGAGCGCCGGGACGUCCUACCGCCGCGCGGAGGAGGCCGCGGUGACCCGGCAGAGCUGCGUGAGCCGGAGCUACAUCGAGGUGAGCCCCGGCCCCGGCCACGCCGCGCCCCAGCACAACGGCCUCGGGGCGGCGCCCUACGCCGAGGAGGCCCUGAGGACGGCCCCCACGAACAGGACGGCCAGGCCCUUCCCGGGGCCCGCCGCCGCCUUCCCCCCGCCCCGCGGCUGGACGAGCCCCACGGCCGACUUCCCGGCACCCCCGCCCUACUCGGCGGUCACGCCGCCCCCGGGGGCCCUGGCCCACCCGGCGGGCAGCCCCACGGCGGGCCCCGUGCAGCCCCCGCCCUGGCCGCAGCCCGCGCCCUGGGCCCCCGAGUGCAUCAUCGCCUCCCGCGACGAGAGGAUCGCCGUGCCGGCCAAGAGGACCGGCAUCCUGCAGGAGGCCAAGCGCAGGGGCGCCGCCAAGCCCAUGUUCACCUUCAAGGAGCCCAAGGUCAGCCCCAACCCCGAGCUGCUGUCGCUGCUGCAGAACUCCGAGGGCAGGCGCGGCCCCGGGGGGGCGGGCGGCGACUCGGGCCCGGAAGAGGACUACCUCAGCCUGGGCGCGGAGGCCUGCAACUUCAUGCAGGGCCCCUCGGCCAAGCAGAAGACACCCCCGCCGGUGGCCCCGAAGCCCGCAGCCAAGCCCUCCUCCCCCUCCUCCCAGCCGGGGACGCCAGCGACUCCGGUAUCUCCCGUCUGGUCGCCAGGCUUGGCUCCCGCCCACCCUCCGGCCUUCCCCGCGGCCACCCAGCCGCAGGGCGCCGUUGCAUCAUCGGUCAAAAUAGCCCCGCCGUCCUACCCUCCUGCCCGGCCCGCCAGUGCCCUCAGCCCGGCCGGCCCCUUCAGGGGACCCCCGGCCGCAGUGGCCAGCGUGAACUACACCGCCAGCACAGCCAAGCCAGCGGCCCCCGAGCCCGCGGCCGCCGUGGGGCCGCCCGGCGAGCUCCCCGGGAUGCAGGGCAGAGGGGCCCAGCUCUUCGCCAAGAGGCAGUCCAGGAUGGAGAAGUACGUGGUGGACUCGGACACCGUGCAGGCCCACGCCGCCCGCGCCCAGUCCCCGACCCCGUCCCUCCCGGCCGGCUGGAAGUACUCCUCCAACAUCCGAGCCCCGCCGCCGGUGGGCUACAACCCCAUCCACUCGCCCUCCUACCCGCCGGCCGCCGCCGCCAGGUCCCAGCCGCCGGCCCCGCAGGCCCCCAGGCCCGGCAGGAAGAAGGGCAAGAAGCCCCUCAACGCGCUGGAUGUCAUGAAGCACCAACCGUACCAGCUCAGCGCCUCCCUGUUCACUUUCCAGCCUCCCGAUGCCAAGGCUGGCCUCCCCCAGAGGUCACCCGCCAAGGUCAACUCGGUGCCCCCCGCGAGGCAGGCGCCCCCGUCCCCGGCGGCGAGUGCCAGCUCGCCCGCCCACAGGAAGGCCGCGUCCGUGUGCUCCCUGCCAGCCCGCGGCCCCCAGCCCGCCUUCUUCCCGGAGGCCGCCUCCCCGGUCAGCGCGUCCCCAGUGCCGGGGGGCGCCCCCAGCUCCCCAAAGCAAGAGCCGGCCUCCACGGCGGCGGCGUGUCUGGCGCCGAGGCCCAAGUUCUCGGCCAAGAAGAGCGGCGUGGCGGUGCAGGAGAGUGGGCACUCCCUGUCUCUUCCCGGACGACCGGCCCCGCCCGCCGUGUCCGCAGCGCCCCCUUGGGCCCACCGGCCUGCCUGCAGCCGCCCUCCCCAGCCCGGCGGGGGGCUCGCCGGAGCAAGCGAGGGGCUGCUGGCUCCUUGGGAAGCAGCGUUCCAGGCUCCCCUUGGCCUCACCGACGAUGCCUUCAACCCCAGAACCGUCCGGGAGUCCAUCGCGGAGAACGUGGUCUCGGCGGCGCGGAGGAAGGGGCUCCCGGGGCCCCCGGAGGACUGGACCGACCAGCUGCCCUGCGUCCCUGGAGCCCCGAGGGCCGGCCCGGGCUCGCUGGGAAGGCGGGGCUGCGACGCCGCACCCCCACCCGGCAGCCACGUGCCCCCCGGCCCCCAGUGGUCCUAUGGGUGCUCCAGGCAGCUCUCCAGAACCGAGUCCGAGACGCUGUCCCUGGAGACCAGGUCCGAUUACGGUCUCUCAGUGGCCGGCGGCGACCACAACCCGCGGCCCAGGGGGUGGCGGCGCCAGACGUGAGAGGCGGCAGAACCCGCCGCGAGCCCCACCCCCCAGAGCGGUG